CGUUCGCAUGGAUAUUGCGGCAAUUAUUGCGAGACGCUCUAAUUCAAGUCCGGGAAACAAUUCUAUAGCAACAGAAAAACAGCGGAUAAAUCUUACAGGAUUAAGCUAUGUUAAAAUAUAAUUCUAAAGAACAGGCCAAGCAACAAACGAUAAGAUCCCUUGAAAUCAUCGUGGUUAAUUAAGAAAUAACCACCACUGAGGUAUUUUUGUUGGCCAUCGUAUGACAGAUUUCACCACAUAAAGAAGUAUCGUUGGGCUUCGGCUAUACAUCUGGGAAAACAAAACAGUUAUUUAUUAAAAUUGGAUGAUAAAUCAUACGGAUUUACAUAUUUAUAAAAUGGAGAACUGUGAUGAAUAUAACGAUUUGUACGGUCAAGAUGGAAUUAAAAAUCGAAGAAGAUGAUAAUUGGAAGUGUUUAACCUGGGAUUCUUUCAGACCACGAUAUCGACGUUAAAAUGUUGCAUAAAGGUAGAUUGGAUUAACAGUCAUAACCGUGUUGUUGUAUAUUGGAAUUAUCAUACAUUACUGAGCAAAUAUAAAUGGCGUUAACUGCAACGUUUUAUAAAGAGAAGCAGCUGUUAAAACAAUGGACGUUAUAGUUAACAUUAAGGUAUUAUAAGCAGCUAAAAUGACAUAUCAUAAAUAUGAUUUUACGAAACUAUUUGUUCGUGCAUUAUUCCAAACCCCAAAAACGUGAAAGGUCACGUGGUCAAGGGUAGUGUUCCCAUGGUGAUGGCCCGAGGGAGCGGGUGUUGUGUGAUUUUACACCUACGUGAAGACAAUGCCAGAUUCAUACUGCUUGCCCUAGUAAUGGUCAUCUAUAUGCUCUCAGGGGCAGCCCUGUUUAUGUUCUUGGAGAGGGACAACGAAACAAGGGAACGCAAAGAGUACUAUGACCAAUACAAGCUCUUCCUUUCCCUCCACCCAAACAUAUCAAAAGAGUCUUUUGACAAGAUGCUUAAGCUUCACGCGGACGCCUAUACUGCUGGGUUGCUAGAGGACCGGAGGCAGAGAUGGGACUUUUCUGGUUCCUUUUACUUCGUCGGCACCGUUGUCUCAACCAUAGGGUUUGGUAUGACAACUCCCCGGACUCAGGCAGGCAAGAUUGUGCUCAUAUUCUACGGACUCUUGGGCUGUGCAGGCGCCAUUUUGUUUUUCAACUUGUUCCUAGAGCGUAUCAUCACAUUCUUAGCCUACAUCCUACGUGCAAUUCACAUACAGGAACUGAAGCGCAAGGGACUUAUGGGUAAAGAUGUGAAUAAAGAUAGCAAGGAUAGGCGGGAAUCGAACGCUUCGGGGGAUAGUUUGGACUCCUGGAAACCUUCCGUAUAUUGGGUAAUGCUCAUUCUCUUCCUUGGAGCACUAUUCAUCGCCUGCUGCGCAUCUGCUAUGUAUUAUCCUGUUGAGGAAUGGGACUAUUUUGACGCAAUGUAUUUCUGUUUUGUUACUUUUGCGACAAUAGGCUUUGGUGACUAUGUCGUAAGUCAAAGGAGCCAUUAUGAUAACGUUUAUCUCUAUCGACUAGGAAAUUUUCUAUUCAUUGUAAUAGGUUGCUGCUGUAUAUACAGUUUAUUCAAUGUGAUUUCUAUUGUUAUAAAACAAUUUUUAAAUUGGAUAAUACGGAAGCUUAAUUGUCGAUGCUAUGGGCCAGAUAAACCAAAGAAUGUAAAGACUCGUCCACGGAGGAAUGCCAUAACCCCAGGGCAUAUCGCUGCGGCAACUAAUGGCGCCGUAACUGAUGGCGAAUCAACAUAUGAUAGUGACACUGAACGCAGGGGAUCAGGGGAAAUGAUUUCUAUGAAAGAUUUCCUACAGGCGAACAAACUAUCACUGGCAAUGAUGCAGAAACAGUUGCAAGAGACUGCCCAACGAUCACACCAUCUUCAAAGACAUGACAGUGGCUUCCAAGGUGGAGUUGGCCCGCUAGCUAUACUCAAUAAAAAAUUAGGUCAUGAUGAUGUGUGACCGGGUUUGUGACAUUGCCAAUGUGACCAGUUCUGAUCAUAUAACUUCAAUGACACGACCAGAGAUAGACCACUCAAGUCAAAGGGAAAACUAGAAAUUUGAAUCACGUUUGGUCCAACAUACAUUUAAAUGUUCUUCCUGCCUAUGGCGUCUGGUUGAACGUGGGUGGUCAGUAUGAUGGAUCCAUUUGCAGUGUGGCCAACUAUGCAUUACCAUUGGUGCACUUUCCUUUAGAACUGCAGAUAUUCGUAAUAGUCUAGAAAUUGAAGCCUUACUUAAUGCAGUUUUGAAGAUUUUAAGAUUAAUAUUUGAUAUUUCAAUAAAGAUUAAUGGGUUAUUCUUAACAUACUUUCUUUCAAAAGUAAAACUGCAUAUAAUAUUCAAGUAUCGGUCUACAUUAGUUCUACUAAUAUAGGAACUACAAGUUUAAUUAGAUAUACUCGUAUAUCAAUGUAAAUAUGAAGAGUUACUUUGAUGCAAUCAUGAUGACGUAUGUGGAGUUCGAGUACCAUUGUUAGAAAACGUCAUUACAGAUUAAGGAUCAUUAAAGCAAUUAUUAAGUCACAUGUUGUGGCAUGUUGAUAAAUAUUUUUAUUUUGCUAUGGAUAUUCAAGAAUCUCUUCUUUCUCAGAGAUAACACUUUAAUUAGCAAAGCCAUAAAUGCCAUGAAUAAUGUUUUCACUGUUUGCAAUCGAACGUUGAUUUGUCUAUUACCGAUUUGCCAAAGCAAGGAGUGGUGGUAUGACCAAAUAUUUUCUCGAUAGGAAUUGGUUUAACAGCUCCUUGACUACUGGUUUGACUUACUGUUUUAAAUAUUUUGGUUUUAUACACAGUUUAUCAAAUUUAUAAAGAAACCUAUUGUGGACUACCAUAUAUUAACAUUAACUAUAGUGAGAAAGACAUUCAUUCUGGAUAAAUGUUUCAUAAUUUAUGACUCUUGACAGAUCACCCAGAUCGUAACACAUUACUAACUAUCUAAUACAUCUCUCGAUGUGCAUAUUCUCCUAAAUAUGCACUGUCGAAUCGAUCGUUUUUAAUUUAAGUAGGUCAAAGUGACAAUUUCUUCAUUAACAAUCACAGGCCCAGAACUGCAUAACAGUCGGUUGCAUCCUUCUUCAAAGGACUUCAUUUAUGCUUAAAUUCAGUAUAUACUUGUAAAAUACCCUUGCAGCAAGGAUGGUCGGUUGGUU
Owenia fusiformis is the source of this 3156-nucleotide messenger RNA. The record is from the annotation of a GenBank genome assembly. Lineage: Eukaryota; Metazoa; Annelida; Polychaeta; Sabellida; Oweniidae.